Chanos chanos (milkfish) is the source of this 999-nucleotide messenger RNA. RefSeq names its product G-protein coupled receptor 4-like. Gene Ontology annotation, molecular function: G protein-coupled receptor activity. Bases 1 to 999 code for a protein of 332 amino acids. The transcript has a single exon. Gene Ontology annotation, cellular component: membrane. Gene Ontology annotation, biological process: G protein-coupled receptor signaling pathway. Lineage: Eukaryota; Metazoa; Chordata; Actinopteri; Gonorynchiformes; Chanidae. The record is from RefSeq and is a predicted model, not a curated record.
AUGCCCAUAAACGUGUCUACCAGUCUGUACAAUGCCUCUUCUGGCUGUGGAUACAAAGACAAAGUGGAUUUCUACAUGUACCCAGUUGCCUACUCACUCUUCUUCAUUGUGGGAUUUCCUGCCAACUGUUUGUCCCUGUAUGUGGCCUGCAUGCUAAUGCAAAAAGGGAACAACAUGGCAGUGUAUCUAGUGAACCUGUCUGUGUCUGAUCUACUGUAUACCAUUACACUACCUGUGUGGAUUGAGCUGGCUUUACAGCGGUCUGUUGGGGAUACCCUGUGUACCCUGAUCAAUUUCAUCAUGUACAAUAGUUUCUACGUGGGCUCAGGUCUUCUUUGUUGCAUCUCUGUGGAUCGUUACCUGGCUGUGGUCUUCCCACUGCACUAUUCUUGGGUGCAUGAAGUUCGCAUAGCAGCGCUUGUGAGUUUGCUGGUGUGGUUGACUGAGAUCUUACUGCACCUUGCACUUCUUGCAUAUACUGGGGACCUACAGGAGUUCUCUGUCCAUAGAAUGUGUAGGGAAAAGAUGCCUAUGUCCAACGCUAGUGCCCAUAUGAGCAUCAUCAGGGUAGUGCUGGGAUUCUUUGUGCCAUUGCUUAUUAUGGGAUUCUGCUUCCAGCAGAUUCUUUUGGCACUCAGAGGGAGCGUUUCCACAGUGGCAAGCGAACGCAAAAAGAUCCGGAAUCUUCUCCUACUCCUCCUGCUCACUUAUGUGGUGGCUUUCUCUCCCUUCCAGGUCAUCAUGCUACUCCGGGGACUGCUAGAGCCAGAAAACUGCGACGCAGCUGUGAAAAUCAGAGACUACUACAUGGUAUGUGUUGCCAUGACAACCAUCAACAGUGUUGCAGACCCAAUUAUUUACUGCCUUAUGAGUGAAAGUGCCAAGACAGAAAUGAAAGCAGUAUGGCAUGUCUGGAAGAAGAAAUUCCAUGAAAUGUUCCAGUUAAAUAAGAUCAGAACUGUCUCUUCAGUGUCACAAUCGGUGAGUUCAGUUCACUGA